Messenger RNA from Guyanagaster necrorhizus, 1735 nucleotides. RefSeq names its product GWT1-domain-containing protein. The record is from RefSeq and is a predicted model, not a curated record. Gene Ontology annotation, biological process: GPI anchor biosynthetic process; protein localization to plasma membrane. Gene Ontology annotation, molecular function: glucosaminyl-phosphatidylinositol O-acyltransferase activity. NCBI's taxonomy places the organism in Eukaryota, Fungi, Basidiomycota, Agaricomycetes, Agaricales, Physalacriaceae. Gene Ontology annotation, cellular component: membrane; endoplasmic reticulum. The transcript is spliced from 8 exons. Bases 38 to 1573 code for a protein of 511 amino acids.
AGCUUUUUCUGUUCUUUUCCUUCGUUUUCACGACAGUAUGAAGCGAGAUGCAGGAGAGUACAAGGAAUUGAAGGAAAAUUUUGUCUCUGGAGCGACAGGUUCGACGGUGACCCAAGUCAACCUAAUUUCUUGUGCGGCUCUCGCCUCCGUUUUUCUAUAUCAUACAAUACUCUCAAGAACUUCCUCGACGAGCUUGACCAAAUUUCCGAUAUCAUGGGUCAUCCUGGUCCUACCCCUUCUCUUGUCUAUGACACUGUUCGCCAAUAUGCCAACGCUGCUCUCAAUACUGAUGUUGGUUCCGGCUCUGGGACUGUCGUUUCUGCCUCGUCGCGAAUCUGGAACACCACUUCCUUCCAAUGAAAGUGAACGGGAUCCUGCGAGUGCCACGGCGAUUGUGGCACCACUGCCGUACUUGACGACAUAUCGGGCGCAUAUGCUCCUCAUGACAGUUCUUGCUAUUCUCGCGGUGGACUUUCCUCUGUUUCCUCGCUCGCUAGCCAAGUGCGAGUCAUUUGGGGUCUCAUUGAUGGACUUGGGGGUUGGCGCGUUUGUCUUUUCUCAAGGAGUCAUUUCAGCAAUCCCGCUCAUCAAGAGUCCGGCCUAUCUCGCAUCUCCGGUGCUUUCUAAGCUGGCCACCACAAUUCGUAAAGUAUUUCCUAUCCUGGUCCUGGGCAUUGUGCGUGUGUUGCUUGUCAAAGGGACAGAAUACCCCGAACACGAAACGGAGUAUGGCACUCACUGGAAUUUUUUUAUCACCUUGGCCCUCCUACCUGUAAUGGAGAUCCUACUUCACCCAGUAAUCCUUCGGGUUCCGAUAUCCAUGCUUGGUAUAUUGAUUGCGAUGUGUCAACAACUCGGCUUGUCCGUCUUUGGGCUACAAAACAUUGUCCUCUUCGCUCCGCGGGCCGGUUUCUUGUCGGCAAACAAAGAGGGCAUCGUGUCCCUACUGGGAUAUCUUGCUGUACAUCUCCUAGGUCUAUCAACUGGAACACUGAUCCUACCUCCUUCACCUUCGUACUUCCGCCGGUUCCAGCGCCAAUUCAACAAAACUGGCGAGUUAACAUUGGGAGGUGGAGAGAAAUACCAAGACUCAUAUCGUCUCCGACAAAAUGAUAAAAUAGCCACGGAGUUGUGGGCAUAUUCCAUGCUCUGGUGGGCGUUCAUGGGUUUAACGAGGUUAUUCCAGAUUGAUGGCAAGGGAGGCGUGUCUAGGCGUGUGGUCAACUUGUCAUAUAUCCUUUGGGUAGCGGCAUAUAACACGUCGUUUAUCUUGGCUUAUCUCCUUAUGGACCUCUAUUUCUAUCCUUCCCCAUCGAAGUCGAACAGCCCACAACCGAGUGGCGAGGAGGUCUUACCCUCACGCGUGGCUGUUUCUGCUCCUCUUUUUGAAGCUGUCAAUAAGAAUGGGCUGUUACUGUUUUUGUUGGCAAACGUCUUCACUGGCCUAAUCAAUUUGACGAUACCGACGAUGUUCACUUCGGACUUUUGGGCUAUGGUUGUUUUGUGUGAGUAUUCGAUUGGGGUGUGUUGGGCGGCGUGGGCUUUGAGAAAUAUUCGUGUCUGGAGAAUAUAAUAAUUGAUCAUACUUGAGUUAGAUCUGAUGACUCGCUUGUCGAUUUGAAGUAGACGCUGUUAUACACAGGUACGAUGUGCUAAUGCCUAUAAACUUAUCAGGCGACUGUCAAGCCACGACAGGCUUAGACCACGAGUCUGACGCCAAUGAGUGACUGGCCCU